Molecule: messenger RNA, 3002 nt
Organism: Ricinus communis (castor bean)
Lineage: Eukaryota; Viridiplantae; Streptophyta; Magnoliopsida; Malpighiales; Euphorbiaceae
Product: putative disease resistance protein At4g10780
Exons: 1
Coding region: 204-2849 (881 amino acids)
Molecular function (GO): ATP hydrolysis activity; ADP binding; protein binding
Source: RefSeq, a predicted model, not a curated record
UGCUUUUUAGUUUAUACGAAUGCGAUGCAGAUGAUAGUAGUUUCUAAAAAUGUUUAAAAAGGAAAACAAUUUUCCCCUUCGCUACACUUUCUUUCUUUGCUAUUUAUCUUCUCUUCCAAAACUUUGUACUAGAUUUGUAUAGCAUUUGUCUUGAACAUUUUUAAUCUCUUGUACUAAGUUUCUCUCUCUAAAACACCUUCAAAAUGGGCAACUUCAUCUCCAUACAGAUGGCCUUGGAUUGCUCGAUUGGGCGUUUGUGGUCUUGUUGUGCAACACAAGCAACCUAUGUGUGCCAUCUUCAAGACAACCUUGACGAACUGAAAGAAAAAGUAGCCUAUUUAAGGGCGCUUAAAAAUGAUGUGAUGGAUAUGCUUGAACUUGAGGAAAGAGGGCAAAGGAAGCGACUCAAUUUUGUUCAAGCGUGGCUAUCAAGGGUAGAGGAUACAGUACAAGAAGCCCAUGUGCUUAUAGAAUAUGGUGAAAGAGAAAUUCAGAGAGGCUGUUGCUCCAGGAACUUCAAAUACAGGUAUAGAUACGGGAAAAGAAUUGCCUACACACUCAAAGAUGUUGCUCUUCUUCUAGCCGAAAGGGAUUUCACAAAUAUAACGGUAGCAGCACCUGUACAGGCGGCAGUGGUGGAAGUACCAACUGAGCCAACAGGCUUAGACCUUAAACUAGCUAAGGUUUGGAGCAGCCUGAGUAAAGAACUGGUAGGAAUUAUUGGAAUAUGUGGGAAGGAGGGAGCUGGGAAAACUACACUCUUGAAACAAAUCAACAAGAAGUUCCUCAAUACUACUACUACUACUACUACACCCAGUGGUUUUGAUGCUGUGAUCUUUGUCACAGUAAGUGACAUGAGACUUGCAAAGGUCCAAGAAGACAUUGGAAAAAAGAUAGGAAUUUCCGAUGAAAAAUGGAAGAAGAAAAACAUUGAUGAAAAAGCUAUAGACAUCUUCACCGUACUGCACAGAAAGAAGUUUCUGUUGUUGUUAGAUGAUAUAUGGGAGCCAGUGGACCUUGCAAAUUUUGGGGUUCCUCUUCCAAACAGAGAAAAUGGGUCAAAGGUAGUAUUCACAGCCCGUAGUGAGGAUAUCUGCAGAGAAAUGGAAGCGCAAAUGGUGAUUAACAUGGCGGAUUUGGCAUGGAAAGGCGCUAUUCAGGAGAAGACCAUCAGUAGCCCCAUUAUAGCUCAGGCCAGUAGUAGGAAAUAUGAUGUAAAACUCAAAGCUGCUGCUCGUGAUUCUUUCAAGAAGAAACGCGAAAGUGCUCUUAGGAUCUUAACAAGAUCCUCCACGAGGAUGUCAGAUAAGGGAGAAAUAGUGGAAGAUGAGGCUCAACCCUCAACCUCUGGUUUACAAGAUGAGCAAAAUAUAGAAGAUACUGAGGCACUUGUCGACCUGAAGCACAGGUAUGAUAGUUUGCUCAAUGACACAGUCAGAUUUUGCUUCUUGUAUUGUACUUUGUUCCCCUCGGACUUCAGAAUCUCGAAGGAUGAUCUGAUACAUUAUUGGAUCUGUGAGAAAUUUGAGGAUGGUUACAGUGGAGUAGGCACCUACAAUGAGGGAUGUUAUAUUAUUGAUAUUCUUCUUCGUGCACAAUUAUUAGAAGAUGAAGGCAAAUAUGUAAAGAUAUGUGGCGUGAUUCGUGACAUGGGUUUGCAGAUGGCAGAUAAAUUCUUGGUGCUAGCAGGUGCUCAAUUAACUGAAGCACCGGAGGUUGGAAAAUGGAAGGGGGUUAGAAGGAUAUCAUUAACGGAAAACUCUAUUCAGAGUCUAAGAAAAAUACCUGCAUGUCCUCAUCUUUUAACUUUGUUUCUAAGUCGCAACCCUUGUUUAGUUAUGAUCAGUGGGGAUUUCUUCCUAUCCAUGAAAUCACUAACAGUCUUAGAUAUGUCAAUGACAAGCAUACAGGAAUUGCCUCCUGAGAUUUCAAACUUGAUCUCAUUACAAUAUCUUAAUUUAUCCCAUACAUCAAUAAACCAAUUGCCAGCUGAGCUAAAUACGUUGACAAGAUUGAGAUAUUUAAACCUGGAGCAUACUAUUUUCCUUAGUUUGAUUCCAAGGGAAGUGAUAUCUCAGUUGUGUUUGUUGCAAAUUCUGAAGUUGUUUCGCUGUGGUUGUGUCAAUAAGGAAGUGGAAAAUAAUAUGUUGUCUGAUGGUAAUCUUCACAUUGAGGAACUGCAACUUUUGGAACAUCUGAAAGUACUGAGCAUGACAAUCAGGCAUGACUCUGCUUUUCAGCUCUUGUUUAGCACUGGCCAUUUGAGGAGAUGUACACAAGCUCUAUACCUUGAGCAUCUAAUUGGGUCAGCAUCUCUCAACAUUUCAUGGUCAGAUGUGAAUCAUCAGCAUAAUAAUGAAUUGGAAGAGUCGACUCUUGAACCGCAACUCAGCUCUGCCAUUUCAAGGAACAUUUGCUUCAGCAGCCUUCAAGAGGUGAGAGUGGAAAAAUGCUUUGAUUUGGUGGACUUAACAUGGCUUGUUCUAGCUCCAAAUUUGAAGAUUCUGGCCGUUACAACAUGCAGAAAAAUGGAAGAAAUCAUCAGCAGUGGGGUACUGGGACAAGUUCCUGAAGUUGGCAAGAGUCUCAAAGUUUUUGCAAAGCUUCAAGUUCUUGAACUACAAAAUUUACCACAAAUGAAAAGCAUAUACUGGGAAGCAUUGGCAUUUCCAAUUCUAGAGAAAAUUGAGGUAUUUAACUGUCCAAUGCUGAAGACACUUCCGCUAGACUCUAACAGUUCAAAGGGAGGUAAACUUGUCAUCAAUGCUGAGGAACAUUGGUGGAAUAAUGUAGAAUGGAUGGAUGAUAGUGCUAAAAUUACCUUCCUGCCCUGUUUUACAAGUUUUUGAAGGAAAAGAAAAUUGCUACCUCAAGCAAGUCAUGAUUUUGGUGUUUCUUACUGUUACUAUAUAUUGCUUGGUGUAUCAUUGCUUCACAUUUGAUGUUGGUUGUAUUGCUGAGCUUUUCCUCCUUUUUUUUAAUCAAAUUUUUAUUUUUUUUAA